AUGCCCGUCCCAGCAGUCACCACCAGCGCAGCGGGAUCCCUCACCCUCCUCGAGGAUCCCGACAAGGAUGUCCGCGUCUACGCCCUCAACCACCUCCUCUCCAUCGUCGGCCAGUUCUGGGCAGAGAUGUCUGACAAGCUUCCCUUCUUGGAAUUGCUGGCAGACCCCCUCUCCAAAGAACUUUCCACAGAGAACCGACCUUUCGCCGCGCUUCUUAUAUCCAAGAUCUACUUUUACAUGGGUUUCCAGGAUGAAGCCGUAGAGUUUGCUCUGAAAGCAGGCUCCGCGUUCGAGAAGGAAUCCGAAGGGGAGUACAAGGAGACGAUUAUCUCUGGGUGUCUGGAUCAGGCCAUUGAGAUGACGCAGAGAGGAGAAAAGAUCCCUGUGGAUUUGCAGAAUAUCGUGGAUGCUGUCCUCAGGGGAAGCUCUGGAGAGAAUGGAAAGCUCCUCAUCGCUUUGCGGGCAAUGGGUUUGGCUCUCUCUCUUCGGCGGCUCGACCUCAUCGAGAUGAUAUACGUCAGCUCUAGAUCCUCAUCCCAGUCCUCUUCUUCCAAGGCCGAUCGAGUUGUUCACGACGAGAGUCUGUUGAAGUAUGUCCUGGCAGAGGUCGUGUCCGGAGCCAGUGGCAACGAGGCCUGGACGGAAGAGUUCCGCGACGGCCUUUUCAACCUUCUCCGCCGAUUGCUCCACCUAAACCCCAACCCCGACUACACCGCCAUCACCACCGUCUGGGCUCAGAAUUCCGACGUCGACCCUACAGUCGAGACCUUGGUCAAACUUCUUGAAGCGGACGAUUUCCUUACUGCUUAUCAAAUCGCUUUCGACUUGAUAGAAGUCGCCUCGCAGGCUUUCAUCGACGAAGUCAGGGAGAAGCUCACAGAGACCAAGUGGGCUGCCCCCGUCGAUGGCGAUGGAGACGACGUUCGAGUAAUCCUGAACAACAUCCUUCGAGGAGACACAUCGGCAGAGUUGUUCCUCAACUUUUUGAACAAGAACAACAAGACCGACGCUUCGAUCCUCAAGUUUACCAAAGAUUCCCUUGAAGACCGAUACUCCAUGUACCACAACGCCAUCACUUUUGUCAACGCUUUUGCCAACUGCGGUACCGCCUCUGACAAGUUCCUUCGCGAGAACCUCGACUGGCUUGGUCGAGCUUCCAAUUGGGCCAAGUUCUCAACCACUGCUGCCCUUGGUCUUAUCCACCGCAGCAGUUGGGUCAACGGCAACCGAAUCGUCAAGCCCUACCUUCCCGGAGGCAGCGCCCCCAAUAAAUACAGCGAGGGUGGUGCGCUCUUUGCCUUGGGUCUCAUCUAUGCUGGACGAGUCGAGUUUAUCGAAGAAGAACUCAAGAAGGGCCUGUCGGAUACCAAUGACCCGGUGGUUCAGCAUGGUGCCGCUUUGGGCAUGGGUGUCAGUGCGCUUGCCUCUGCCGAUGAGGAGCUUUACGAGCAGAUCCGACCUAUCCUGUUCCAGGACGAGGCAACUGCUGGUGAAGCGGCAGGCCUGUCGAUGGGUCUCAUCAUGCUGGGUACCGCUUCGGAGAAGGCACUUGACGAGAUGCUGUCAUAUGCUAGGGAGACUCAACAUGAAAAGAUUAUCAGGGGUUUGGCUAUGGGCAUUGCGUUCCUGAUGUACGGCCAGAGGGAGGCUGCUAACCCUGUGAUUGACCGAUUACUGGAGGAGAAGGAUGCAAUCCUCAGAUACGGAGGCAUGUUCACCAUCGCUCUUGCUUUCGCUGGUACUGGUAACAACAAGGCGGUCAAGAAGCUUUUGCAUGUUGCUGUCUCUGACGUCAACGACGACGUGCGACGAGCCGCUGUCACUGCUUUGGGCUUUGUCCUUUUCAGAAAUCACACCACUGUCCCCAGAGUCGUCCAGUUGUUGGCCGAGAGCUACAACCCGCACGUCAGAUAUGGAGCCACUCUUGCUCUUGGUAUAUCUUGCGCUGGUACUGGUCUCGAGUCUGCAAUUGACCUCCUUGAGCCCAUGACCAAGGACCCUGUCGACUUUGUCCGACAAGGUGCCUACAUCUCUCUUGCCAUGAUCCUCAUCCAACAGUCAGAGGCCGCCAGCCCCAAGUCUACUUCGAUCCGAGAGCUCUUUGCCAAGGUGGUCGCCGACAAGCACGAGGAUCCCGUGGCUCGAUUCGGUGCUUCUGUGGCCCAGGGUAUCAUUGACGCCGGUGGCCGAAACAUGACCUUGGCUCUUUCUACCCGCGCUGGUACCUUGAACCAGAACGCCGUCGUCGGUAUGGCGCUGUUUGUCCAAUUCUGGUACUGGUUCCCUCUUGCCCAUGGUCUUGGUCUUGCCUUCACCCCCACUGCGGUCAUCGCCAUCGACGGCAAGAUGCGUGUGCCCAAGAUUGAUCUGGAGUGUAACGCCAAGGCUAGCCUGUACGCCUACCCUGCGACGGAGAAGAAGGUCGAGGAGAAGAAGAAGGACAAGACCAAGGCGGCCGUGCUGUCUACAACAGCCAGGGCCAAGGCUAGGGAGAGGGUCAAGAAGGCUGAGGCUGGUGAAGCUAUGGAGACGGACGAGAAGAUCGAGGAGACCAAGGAGGCUGCCCCUACACCAAAGAAGAUCAAGCCUUCCGAGCCGUCAUCCUUCACCUUCGCCAACAUGUCCCGAGUCACCCCCGCCCAACUUCCCUCUGUCUCUUUCCCCAAAUCCUCUCGCUACACUCCUGUCAGACCUCUUGACCACUCACCUCUUACCAGCUUUGGUAUCUCGGCCAAGUCUGGCAACAGUGCCAGUGGAAGUAUCGUCGUGGUGAGGGAUGCGAAGCCCGAGGAGGAGGGCGAGUAUAUCGAGCUCAGUAAGGCGUUAUGGCCGGGAUGGCUACCUGCCGACCCCGAGGCUGCCGCUGCUGUCCUGGCUCAGGCCACCGGAACGACAGGCGCGGAGGAUGCUGCCCCAAGUGGUCGAGCUGCUGCUGCUGCUUCCCAGCCGGAAGACCCUGAAGAAGAGGCGGACGUGCCGCCGGCGUUUGAGUACCCAUUUGAGGAAUAG
Molecule: messenger RNA, 3009 nt
Organism: Cryptococcus wingfieldii CBS 7118
Lineage: Eukaryota; Fungi; Basidiomycota; Tremellomycetes; Tremellales; Cryptococcaceae
Product: 26S proteasome regulatory subunit N2
Exons: 8
Coding region: 1-3009 (1002 amino acids)
Biological process (GO): regulation of protein catabolic process; proteasome-mediated ubiquitin-dependent protein catabolic process
Cellular component (GO): proteasome complex; proteasome storage granule; nucleus
Molecular function (GO): enzyme regulator activity
Source: RefSeq, a predicted model, not a curated record